AUGUUCAGAAAUUUAUUUAAGCUCCUUUUUGGUGCUACACUGCUAGUGGCCAUAUUUAUGAUAACAAAUGCUCAGCCCGAUGUGUCUGUAAGUGUGUUGCCAGUAAGUGCGUUGCCUGUAAGUGUAUUGCCAGUAGGCUUAAAGUUCCAAAAACAGAGAUUACCGCGACCAAGUAUACCAACAUGGAGGCCAAAUAUACCAACAUGGAGACCAAAUAUACCAACAUGGAGACCCAGGCCUCCAACAAGAAGACCAACUUUCCCACCAACGAGAAGACCAACACCACCAACCAGAAGACCACCACUAAUAACGUUGAGGCCAACACCACCCACCAAAAGACCAACACCACCAACUAAACGUCCACCUACUUGGACUGUAACUAUAACCGUAACUAGGAAACCAAGAAUGGUAAAACGGGCCUUACCUCGCAAAUGUUCUAAGUCACUAAAAUGUACAGCCGCCGGUCCAGCUCUAUGCGUGCGUAGUCGAAAUAAGAAGCUCUGUCGUCGGGUGGCCAACAGGUGCGCUUUGCGGACACUCAAUUGUCAAGCGAAGCCACGUAAGAAUUGGGGUGUCACGCGACAGAAGCGCUGUGGUAAGCUGAAAGUUGGCGCGAAGGCAGAGAAAUGUAAAAACUAG
Messenger RNA from Bactrocera tryoni, 639 nucleotides. RefSeq names its product non-classical arabinogalactan protein 31-like. The transcript is spliced from 3 exons. NCBI's taxonomy places the organism in Eukaryota, Metazoa, Arthropoda, Insecta, Diptera, Tephritidae. The coding region runs from base 1 to 639 and encodes 212 amino acids. The record is from RefSeq and is a predicted model, not a curated record.